This is a messenger RNA of Seminavis robusta, 453 nucleotides long. The record is from the annotation of a GenBank genome assembly. Lineage: Eukaryota; Bacillariophyta; Bacillariophyceae; Naviculales; Naviculaceae.
AUGUGCUAUGCUGAGGAAGUACGCUCUAAUGAUGCCAGGGAAGCACUGGUGCUUUCCUUCUCCUACAAUCCUGCCACAGGAGGAUACAUUUUAGCGGAAGAUGCAAGUGGAUAUGAUCUUCAAGUGCUGAGCACUGAACAGGGUUGGAAGACUCAUGUUGCUGGGGGUUACUAUGUUCUUCAGGCAACAUGUCCUGACUUUCUCAGCAUCCGAACAGGAAUAUCAGUGGUAGUGGAGUGUAGUGGUUUUGACAUCAUGGCCAACUUUGACAGCAACACAAUCAAGCGCAUGUGCACAGAUUACAUAUCGCUUUACCCUUUUGCACUCCAUGAAAUGACUUGCUUCCACACUGGGCUCUUCUUCAAUACCAUGAUGUCCUGCAUGAAAAUUUUUCUACCCAGGUCUCUUGGCUCCAAAUCAAUGUUGGUCAUGUCUUCCCAGCUGGUCGAUUAG